Messenger RNA from Fomitopsis serialis, 4185 nucleotides. RefSeq lists its product as uncharacterized. The record is from RefSeq and is a predicted model, not a curated record. The coding region runs from base 461 to 4078 and encodes 1205 amino acids. Gene Ontology annotation, biological process: error-prone translesion synthesis; error-free translesion synthesis. NCBI's taxonomy places the organism in Eukaryota, Fungi, Basidiomycota, Agaricomycetes, Polyporales, Fomitopsidaceae. Gene Ontology annotation, molecular function: damaged DNA binding; deoxycytidyl transferase activity; DNA-directed DNA polymerase activity. The transcript is spliced from 8 exons. Gene Ontology annotation, cellular component: nucleus.
UUGAGCUGGUCACACAGCGUUGCUGUGUUGUGGGCGCCGCUUUUGGUCUCUUAUACAGUCUUGGACACAGAGUAAAGCGCAUCAAAAUUAUGUCCAAGUCUGCAACAAUCCGGUCGGCAACGCUCUGGCAGUGCACGGCAGCCUGAAGCGUCGGGUGCAACGGCUCGACAAGCGCUGGAGGCACGUGGCCGUGGCCGUAUAGACGCCGGCAUGUACAGUCAAAGACGCAACACAAACCCUCCUCCUCGAUCACUAUCCAAUACAACGCACAAGUCACUCUUCUCUUGCAUCUGGUUGCCUUCGUAUUGGAACAAUCUUACGACUUGAAUGGCACUUCGAGACGUUUUCCAGGCACGAGAGGCCUAACAAUCCUUCGUCAGCCACCAGGAAUUAUUUCAGGCCAAGGAAGACUUCGGUGACGACCUCGUCCAUUGCCCACGAAUCGUCCUAAACGUGAAUCAUGAGUACGCAAGGAACCACCUCUUCCGACUACUACGACAAUGAUCCCGAGUUCCUCAAGGCUCUGAACGAAGUGGUCAUAGACGUUGAGGCCGAGCAGACUGAGAGUAUUUCCACGUCUCGCAGUGCUCAUAGUGAGCAAGUAACUCCCGCUAGACUUCAGUCUUCGAAACGAGCACGUACACCCGACAGCGAUGAAGAAGGCGCGGAUCUUCAUGGAGUGCUCAGCUCGGUCAACAAUGGUGGCGACAAUACGACAUAUCUGGACAGUCAUACAUAUGGAGCGUCUCGUUUCGGACAGUUUGGCGAAUACAUGGCAAGGAAGCGAGCCAAGCUACAAGUCCAAAACGCCGAGAUGGAUGAAGAGGAGGAUGACGCGGCGCCGAGGACAUUCAGAGGGCUGCAGAUCUACAUCAAUGGUUGGACCGAGCCGUCCGUUCAAGACUUACGAGAACUCAUCAUCAAGCAUGGAGGGAUAUACCAUGCUUAUUUGGACAAGAAGGGCUUGGUCACGCACAUCAUAACGUGCUCCUUGACCCCCGCGAAAGUGCGUGAAUUCAAGCAUAUGAAAGUCGUACGACCGGAAUGGCUAGUCGAUAGCGCGGAGGCGGGUCAGCUGCUACCCUGGCAAGAGUAUGUGUUCAGACCUGGAGAGCGUGUAGAGGCUUCGCAGGGAAGAAAGGUCGGCCAGCGAUCACUGUUCGAUGGGUUCGCUUCUCAAGCAGUCCCUAUUGAACGUGAACCUGGCAGAUCCUCGUCUGAACAAGUCGGCACAGUUCCCGCUGCCGCUGAGAUUGAGCAACCGGUGCCAGGGCCAUCUCGGAUGACAGCACAAGUUACACCUCCUAGUACUCCCCCUCGCACGCCGAGGAGCAAGAACAGUGACGGUUCUCCUCGACCACUCUACUCGACCGACCCCUCGACACCCGAACAAGCCGCCCGUGUCCCAGGCUAUGCCGCGCACAAGUCGAACAUCGCCGCCCAGCGGGCUAUGGCUGACCCGGUCUGGCGGGCCGCGCAUACCUCAGCUGCUCCCGACUUCAUCGAGGGUUACUACAAGAAUUCGCGUUUGCAUCAUCUGUCCACGUGGAAAGCAGAACUGAAGAACCUCGUUUCGGAUGCGCAGGAGCGCGUCGAGGACGGCGCUGCGUCUACGUGGGGGCGCAUGCCGGACAGCAAUGACAGCGCUGUAAGCAAGAUCGUCCAAGAGAACAUUGAUGGCAAAACUCGAGGCGAUGAUCUCAGCAGCGAUGUCAGCAUGAAGGGCGCACAGCUUGUUAUGCGGUCGCCGGGCAAGGGGAAAGGGAAGGCUAAGGCGACCGCCGAUGAAGAGCGGGUCAUCAUGCACUGCGAUUUCGACAGUUUCUUCGUCUCAGCGGGCUUGCUCGACCGACCCCAUCUACGUGGCAAGCCAGUGGUCGUCUGCCAUUCACAAGGAAGUCAAGGAGGGGCAUCUAGCACUAGCGAGAUCGCUAGUGCUAGUUAUGAGGCGAGGGAGUUUGGUAUUGGGAGUGGGAUGAGCUUGCAGCAAGCCCGGAAGCUAUGUCCCACGGUCUUGACAAUUCCUUACGAAUUUCAGAGAUACAAGCAGCUGUCGCUACAAUUCUACACCAUUCUUAUGGCGCAUGCGGAUGACUUGCAAGCUGUCUCUGUGGAUGAAGCAUUGAUAGACGUCACCAGUAGCGUGAGCAGGAUCAACACCAAGCUCGCGCAGAGCCAGGACCCAGAUUCGUCACCCGCCGAUCCUGCGAAAGACUUCGCUGAAGCUAUCCGCGCACAAGUGAAGAAGGUGACUGGAUGCGAAGUUAGCAUCGGCAUCGCACAUAACAUCAUGCUCGCCCGUGUAGCCUCUCGUCGAGCAAAGCCAGCUGGUUCCUACCACAUUCUUCCUCACAACGCGCAAGAGCUGCUGGCCCCAUUGGACAUCGACGACCUGCACGGAUUCGGGAGUUCAGCCCGCCAAAAAGCGCUGGAGAAGCUCGGUGUGACCAUCCUUGGCGAACUUGCGAAGCGGAGCAAGGGCACCCUAUGUGAGGCUUUGGGCAAGGGAACCGGCGAGACGUUGUACAACGCAAUACGCGGCGUUGACCAUCGCAAGCUCGAGUCUGACAAGCCUCGGAAGUCCGUUUCCUGCGACAUAAACUACGGGAUACGGUUCGAGAACAAUGCACAAGCAGAGGCCUUCAUCUUCCAGAUGGCAGAGGAGGUUGCUCGUCGGCUCGACAGCAUCGACAUGCGGGGGCGGUCGUUGACAUUGAAGAUCAUGAAGCGAGACCCCAGCGCACCCGUCGAAGCACCCAAGUUCAUGGGUCAUGGAAUAUGUGAAUCAUUCAACAAGCAAACACCGUUGAUCGCUCCCGGUGGACAUGCAACGAGCGACGCCAAGAUUAUCGGAGAACAUGCCUGGAGGUUACUCAAGGGCUUCAAUUUCGACCCCAAGGAACUUCGCGGUAUCAGUAUACAGAUACAGAAGCUGGAGAAGGGCCCCGCGGCUGCGGUCUCAGGUCCUGGGCAAGCUGUACUCUCCUUCAAGGCGAAAACGGCUAAAGCCACUGUCGAGCCCGAGCCGUCAUCUACCAAGCCAGAGGCCAAGCGUGAUGGUCAGCAAGCCGCUCAGCCCGAAAUCGUCGUACAACCGCCAUCGCAGGAUGACGACGUCCAGAUAGUCGAACCACCUCCUAGACCCGCUAUUCCUGCUGUCGCGGUUGACCUUCCGUCGUUCUCUCAGGUCGACAUGUCGGUGUUCGACGCCUUACCGGACGACGUGCGGAAGGAGCUUGAGACGGAGUACAACCGUCGAUCCACCACACCUGCCGCCGAAGCUGGUCCGUCGCGCAGUCGCUCAGCCUCCGUAGCUGAGGGAUUGAAGUUGAAGAUCACUGUGAAGGGUACAAAUGUCAAGCAUAUCACGAGGCAGCUCGCACCUCGGAAUAGGACCGGCAUGUCCCCAACCAAGAGCAUGUUGUUCGCGAAGCGAGACGGGCCCUCCGGCGUCAACGUAUCGGAACGGGAGCUGCGAAAGCUCGACAUCGACCCGGAAGUUUUCGUGAUGUUACCUGCGGACCUGCAGCGAGAACAGUUGAUCGCGGCGCGCCACGCGAAGGCACCGGGCGCGGCCGUGUUCAACGAGCGAAAGGUGCUCAAGCCAAAGAGUCGCUCGAAAUCUCCGUCGGUGCCGUACUACCGGCCACCCCCACCCAAAGCGAAGUAUAUCGAGCCACCAUUUUUGAAGCAGCAAGGCAAGGGCGAGAAGCUCUACUUCACCGAGACCGACGACGUGCAACAGGUGAUCGAGGCGUGGGUGGGGGGAUUCAGGGAAUACCCACCGAACCAGAGAGACGUCGACUACUUCGCGAAGUAUCUCGUUCAAUGCGUCGAUUCCUCGAGAUCAAGCGACGCGGGCGUCGAGAAGGCCAUUGCGGUUGUUCGAUGGUGGCUGGUACUACUGCGCAGGUACUUCGCCGUAUGGGAGCAUGUGCCAGAUGCGACAAAGGAUGGUCCUCGACAGGUCACUUCGGAAAUGGUUGGCCGCGCUUGGUGGAAGGCUUUCCGAGAAGUCAAAGCAAAGAUGGAUCUAGUCGCGAGGAAGAAGUAUGGCGGAUGUUUGUCGAUGAGAUAGUUCGUCGUAUUCUACUAUGCGAGCCAUGUCGAAGAAGGCGAUUCACUUGCCUGUAGGCCGACUCGGACGACGGAGGGAACCCGCUGUCUUUAUCCAAACCUAAUCAC